Messenger RNA from Salarias fasciatus (jewelled blenny), 1724 nucleotides. RefSeq names its product 5-hydroxytryptamine receptor 1F-like. Gene Ontology annotation, cellular component: plasma membrane. The record is from RefSeq and is a predicted model, not a curated record. Bases 237 to 1427 code for a protein of 396 amino acids. Gene Ontology annotation, molecular function: G protein-coupled serotonin receptor activity. NCBI's taxonomy places the organism in Eukaryota, Metazoa, Chordata, Actinopteri, Blenniiformes, Blenniidae. Gene Ontology annotation, biological process: positive regulation of MAPK cascade; adenylate cyclase-activating adrenergic receptor signaling pathway. The transcript is spliced from 3 exons.
CCUCCGUCGGCACACUGAGCGACAGUCGGCGUGAACGUCGGUGAGCUGUGAAUGGACGUUAACGGGGAAUGUAGCUCCAAAUGUUUGAUCUGAUCUCUUCUGCCAUUUAUUCACGAGUGGGAGUCGAUGAGUGACGGAGGUGAUGUGAUGGCCGAGCUGGCAGGCAGGACAGACCAGAGCAGACCCUCAGCUGCACACUGAACCAAUCGGAUGCGAGACCUUAGAGCCUAGACAGAAUGGAUUUCUCCAAUUGCACUGACGGGGUGUUCAACACAAGCAACUGCAGCUACGACUCACUUGAGACCCCCAAGCCCCCUCCCAGUAAAGUCCUGCUCACCGUAACAUUGUCUGUGGUGACCGUCGUGACCACGUUCUUUAACUGCCUCGUGAUCACGGCCAUCGCAGUCACUCGCAAGUUGCACCACCCGGCCAACUACCUCAUCUGCUCAUUAGCAGCGACCGACCUUCUGGUGGCCGUGCUGGUCAUGCCCUUCAGCAUCAUGUACAUCCAGAAAGAGACCUGGGUCAUGGGCCAGGCGGUGUGCACCAUCUGGUUAAGCGUGGACAUCACCUGUUGCACCUGCUCCAUCUUGCACCUUGCUGCGAUCGCCAUCGACCGUUACAGGGCCAUCACCGAUGCGGUGGAAUACUCUCGCAAACGCACGGGGGCCAGAGCCGGAGCGAUGGUGGCGCUGGUGUGGCUCCUGUCCAUCCUCAUCUCGCUUCCUCCGAUGGUGUAUCGGCACUACAGCGGAGACUCGGACCACGAGGACCAGUGCAUCAUCACCCACCAUCACAUCACUUUCACCUUGUAUUCCACAUUUGGAGCGUUUUACAUCCCCCUGCUGCUCAUCCUCAUUCUCUACUAUAAGAUCUACAAGGCUGCUCAGACGCUCUACAUGCGCCGGGAGGCUAGCAGGGCCAGCCGUCACUCCUGUAUGACCAAUGGGAGCAUGAUCCCGUCCUAUCCAACAGGAGAUGGCGACGUCGAUGGAGGGCCUCGAAGUCCUGAGCCCAUUAGCCCCCAAGAGAAGUCUGUCUCAGAUCCCUCGAAUGAGGAACCUCCUCGUGAGCGUGCACGUGCCUCGAAAACUUUCCAGUACAAGUCUCGCCGGCACGACUCUCGGAGUGAGUCUCGACGCAGCCAGUUGUACCAGGGACCCCGGAUCUCAGGCGCACGGGAACGCAAAGCAGCAUCCACACUGGGGUUGAUCAUCGGGGCCUUUGUCAUCUGUUGGCUGCCAUUUUUUGUCAAGGAGGUGAUUGUCAACACUUGCAGUUCGUGUAGUACUUCAGUGGAGAUGGCUGACUUUCUCACAUGGUUGGGAUACCUUAACUCUCUGAUCAACCCACUCAUCUACACAAUCUUCAAUGAGGACUUCAAAAAAGCCUUCCAAAGACUUGUUCGGUGCAGCCAUUACCUCUGAUGGCUAAUUUAUGCAUGACACCAAACCCUUACUUCAUCCAACGUACACAUGGAUCAGAGAGGCAGCGAGACUCAUGGCUUGAAGUCUAAACGUGUUGACUGAAUACUGACACAAUAUGCCUGAGAAGAGGAGGACUGACACCCAUUUCCAGACCCUCGAUCUGCCACUUCAACAGGCUAAAUGGGAGCAGCUCGGCAAUGAGCUUCUGCUGCAAAGUUCCACAUUCAAAUCCAAGUCCUGCUAUUAAUAGAAAAGCCUGAGUUCUCUUUGAUGUUAAUUGGUGUGUGUGUGUGUGUG